Messenger RNA from Orcinus orca (killer whale), 1890 nucleotides. It is a transcript of the gene VDAC1, whose product is annotated as voltage dependent anion channel 1. The record is from RefSeq and is a predicted model, not a curated record. Gene Ontology annotation, molecular function: voltage-gated monoatomic anion channel activity. The coding region runs from base 207 to 1058 and encodes 283 amino acids. Gene Ontology annotation, cellular component: mitochondrial outer membrane. NCBI's taxonomy places the organism in Eukaryota, Metazoa, Chordata, Mammalia, Artiodactyla, Delphinidae. The transcript has 9 exons. Gene Ontology annotation, biological process: monoatomic anion transmembrane transport.
GAAGCGAACCCGGUCGGGGCCCGGGCGGUGUCCCGGGAGGGCCCAGGGGGCGGAGCUCGCGGAGCCGGCCUCGCUGGGUCGGGGCGGGUCUGCGCCGCCGCCGUCUGUGCCGCCCCGCCCUCGGCCCCGCCGCUGGCUCUGUUCCUCACGCUGCAGCCCCCGCUGUAGCCGCCGCUGAGCCCACUGCUACCGCUUCUGAGCAGAAGAUGGCUGUGCCUCCCACGUAUGCUGAUCUUGGCAAAUCUGCCAGGGAUGUCUUUACCAAGGGCUAUGGGUUUGGCUUAAUAAAACUUGAUUUGAAAACAAAAUCUGAGAAUGGACUGGAAUUUACAAGCUCAGGUUCAGCCAACACCGAGACCACCAAAGUGACGGGUAGUCUGGAAACCAAGUACAGAUGGACCGAAUAUGGUCUGACGUUUACGGAGAAAUGGAACACUGACAACACACUAGGCACGGAGAUUACCGUGGAAGAUCAGCUUGCACAUGGCCUGAAGCUGACCUUCGAUUCAUCCUUCUCACCAAACACUGGGAAGAAAAAUGCUAAAAUCAAGACAGGGUACAAGCGGGAACAUAUCAACCUGGGCUGUGACGUGGAUUUCGACAUUGCCGGGCCUUCCAUCCGGGGUGCUCUGGUGCUGGGUUACGAGGGCUGGCUGGCUGGCUACCAGAUGAAUUUUGAGACCGCAAAGUCUCGAGUGACCCAGAGCAACUUUGCAGUUGGCUACAAGACUGAUGAGUUCCAGCUUCACACUAAUGUAAACGACGGGACAGAGUUUGGUGGCUCCAUUUAUCAGAAGGUGAAUAAGAAGUUGGAGACUGCUGUUAAUCUGGCCUGGACAGCAGGAAACAGUAACACUCGCUUCGGAAUAGCAGCCAAGUACCAGAUCGACCCUGACGCCUGCUUCUCGGCUAAAGUGAACAACUCCAGCCUGAUAGGGUUAGGAUAUACUCAGACCCUAAAGCCAGGUAUCAAACUGACACUGUCAGCUCUGCUGGAUGGCAAGAAUGUCAAUGCUGGUGGCCACAAGCUUGGUCUAGGACUGGAGUUUCAAGCAUAAAUGAAUACUGUACAAUCGUUUAAUUUUAAACUAUUUUGCAGCAUAGCUACCUUCAGAAUUUAGUGUACCUUUUAAUGUUGUAUGUCUGGGAUGCGAGUAUCGCUAAAUAUCAUGUUAGACUUCCAGGUUAAAGAUGAUUCAGCUUUAGAGUGUUACCCUUUCAGAGGUACAGAAGAAACCCAAUUUCAGAAAAGGUCCUUUCAGCUGUAGACUUGAGGGGGAGCUUGCUGGCCCCUCUAGAGAUGUCAGGUUUCUUUUUUACCUAGAAAUGGCUGCAAGUGGAAGUUGAUAAUUUGCAGGCACUUUGUAAUUUGUAAAUUCGUAUUGAGUAAAUGAAUGAAAUUGUGACUUCCUGAGAAUUGAACCUUGGUUUCCUACCCUGAUUGAGGAGAAGCUGUUUGAUGGUGUACACAAACUCAUCUGAAAGGGACUUUUUUAGGCAGGGACUUUUUCCACCCCAAUCCAUCACCUCUUUUACACCAAAAGUAGUCUGCAGGGCGUGGUAGCUGUUUCUUUUGUGCCAUUUUGGGGUGGAGAAGGUGGAUGUGAUGAAGCCAAUAAUUCAGGACUUAACUGUGUUUUUUCUCAUGUUGUGUUUUUUUGCCCUUGCACCAGAGUAUGAAAUAGCUUCUAAGAGCUCCAGCUGCAAGCUGGGAAGAGUCUCUGUGACUGUAAUCACAUGGUGACAACACUCAGAAUCUAAAUUGAACUUCUGUUAUAUUCUCGCCACUCAGUUUAUUUUUUAGCAGUUUAAUGGGUACAUUUUAGGGUCUUCCAUUUUGUGUGGAAUUAGUUCCUCCCCUUCAAAUGCUGUAAUUAACAUCACUUAAAA